Molecule: messenger RNA, 1824 nt
Organism: Naegleria fowleri
Lineage: Eukaryota; Heterolobosea; Eutetramitea; Acrasida; Naegleriidae
Exons: 1
Coding region: 1-1824 (607 amino acids)
Source: RefSeq, a predicted model, not a curated record
AUGCGCUCAUCAUUAUCAUCAUCACCGCCACCAUCACCACUGACAACAGCAACAACAACCAAUACGAAUAAUCGUGAUGAUUAUGAUGUUGUUGUUGAUGGUGCCCCGUCCAUGAGUGGAUCAUCAUCUUUGUUAUCCGAACAAGAACCACAACAUCAACGAGAACUAUCCUCAUCAUGGGUAUCUUCGGAGAGUAGAAGAGAAAUCAUUGGAUCGGUUCAAAGUAACGAGGAAGCUUCGCCGCCGAACAAAGACAAUGAAAAAGAAGAAAAUAGCAACGGUACUCCCCUCUCUGCCUCAACGGCAGCCUUGUUGUUAUCAUCAUUGCCUUUUGCUUCUUCUCCAUUUGGAAAGCUGAUGAAUAGUAAUAUGAAUUACAACAAUACGAACAACAAUGAAUUGAAUAAGUUCAAUCAUCAUGGAGGUGGUGUUGUUGUUUUCAACGAAUCCAGUCUUCAUGAUUACCAUGAAAUUCAGACUUCAGCUGCAACAACAACAACAACUCUUGUACCCAACAAACCUUCUUCUACAACCGAUGAACAAGAAACAACAAGAACAUCAACAACAAUAAAUGAUUAUCAACAACAACAACACGAAAGGAGCCCUCAUACUGUACAUGAACCACAACAACAACAACUAGAAGAGGUCUCUUCUCAACAGCAGCAUGUGGCAUCUCCGAAAAUUGUCGCCCAAACUACCACAUUGCCCACGACAACAUCCACUCCGUUCCAUCCUCCAAUCUCUCAACAAGUAGCUCUGGCACCAGAAAAUACACCUCAACAACAACAAUUUUCAUCACCUCCUAGGAAGAACAAAAACAUCAAAUUUCAUAAUUUUGAGCCUCAAUCUUUUGUACAUAAUAAUAAUUCUAGACAAGAUAUCAGCAGCAAUGCACCCUCAAUGAAACAACAAACAACUCCGAAAGCAACAUCAAAGAGCAAUGCAACUACAGUUUUUCAAUUUUCGAAUUAUGAGCCAAAACAAGCCAUUGGCCUAAAUGUAAAUUCCAAUCACUCCUCAUUCAAUUCAGCACAACCACUGUUGCCUUCCUCCUCGAAACUCACGCAACGAAGUAUGAUGAUGACCGUUCCUCCUCAAAAACCUCACCAACAAACUCAGCCACACAAUUCCACUAUUCCUCAGACCACUUCAGUGAUGAACCCGUCUUCUGCACAUAAUUCCCAACAACCACAGCAAGCGAUCAACCACCAACUAGGUCAAUUUAAAAUUACAGACUAUUCCAACAAUUACGCUCAACCGUUGUCACACAUUGAUUAUCUUCCAUCGUCCAGCAUGAAAACAUCGGAAAAUACGAAAAAACGAAACAGCACAGGAAGUACUGAAUCGUCAUCCUCUCGAGUUUUAAAAAGUUCAAAAACAACAUCAAACGCAACCACCACAAAUGCAGCAUUUUCCAAUUUUACAAGUUCUGACUUUGAGGGCUACGUGCCAAGUAAUACUUUCUCAGUUACCAAUAUUGUGCCCAUGUCUUCUACUUCGAAAAGCAAUCCAGGAAUAUUAAUGUCGUCCGCUGUUGUUUCGACACAAGUAGCAAAUAAGGAAGACUCUACCACCUCUAGAGUGAAUUAUGAUUCAAACUUGACCAAUAGUAAUUCAAAGCAACUACCUUCUCAAAAUGUCACGAAAACCUAUCCAGAAGACGCUACUAAAUAUGGCACCUUCAAGAAUUCACCUCCGAUUCAGACCACCGCCUCGUCAUCACUAUCUUCAUGGACGUUCCACCCGUUUGAUAAGACACAACAACCCAUCAGGGACCAGUCAUCAGGAUUGACCUUUCAUAUGUUCACUCCAAAGAAAAAAUAG